Molecule: messenger RNA, 6874 nt
Organism: Drosophila rhopaloa
Lineage: Eukaryota; Metazoa; Arthropoda; Insecta; Diptera; Drosophilidae
Gene: Fife
Product: regulating synaptic membrane exocytosis protein 1
Biological process (GO): regulation of synaptic plasticity; calcium ion-regulated exocytosis of neurotransmitter; positive regulation of synaptic transmission
Cellular component (GO): cytoskeleton of presynaptic active zone; presynaptic membrane
Molecular function (GO): transmembrane transporter binding; small GTPase binding
Source: RefSeq, a predicted model, not a curated record
GCGAGCAGGACACCAAACGCGGAGGCUGACAUAUCCUGUGGCCAGGACUUUGGGGAACCAGGAACCCAGGCUUUAGAACCCAUAGCUUUUCUAACUUUCCCGGCCAAGGUGUGCGUGUGCGCGAGUGUGGGUAUCCUGGCCGCCUCGCUGUGUGUGUGUGUGCGUGUGUGUGUCGGUGUGUUGGCCAACACCAAACAAAAGCCAAAAUAAGUGACGAAUAAAUUUAAAUCCGCGCGCCUAACACACGCUACCUGAGAAUAUACAUUUUUAACCCACUAAAUACUACUCAAAAUUUGAAAGCAACAAAUAUUUUGAAUCCAGGGCUGGGCUCCAACCACGCAGCCCGAUUUGAAAUCGAAAGCCAAAAAACCGAAUGCACAACAAAUCGAGCAGCAUGAUGCCGACUUCGCGCUGAUGAUGAUUUAGAUGGAAAAGGAUCUGGAACUACAAAUGUAGCCAUUGCCCUAGCAGAAUUCCCCAUCCUGAACCGCAGAUGAAGCUAAAGGCGGUGGCAGCAGAACGGAAAUGAAAUCAAAUCGCACAGGAGCAGCUGCAGCCGGCGGCAAUAAUAACGUUUGUGAAUUAUGGCCAAAGUUAAUUAAAAGCCAAGAGUGGAACUAGAGCUGCACAUAAAUCAAUCCGGAUCGAGAGCAGGCACAACAUGUAGAACUGGAGUGCCAAUAUCCCCCAUGUCAAUGCCUAUUUACAUGGCCAAUGAAAAAUGGCCCUCAGAGGACAGAAUACACAAGAGCAUGGCCAAGAGAAACGAAAACAAUCCAAAUCGAAAUGACUUAAACCGGCUUACCAGCGAGCAGAACAAAGCGAACAUAACGUAUACGCAACGUCCAACACGGCGGAUGCAUGAUUAAUUGCACUUUAAAUACACACGGAAAACGACGAACGCAAAACCAAUUCUCAACCAAACAAAAACGCAGUAAAAAAGCCGUCAAAAUGUUGCCAACAAAUGUGAUGUCAUUCAUGAAGAAGAUGGUGGCCACCGAUGAGCAGGCCAGCGAACGGCAGCAACAUGCGGCGGAUUCCGGGGGCGGGGCCACCCAAACGGGGGCCCUGAACAAGAUGAAGGCCACGAUUUCCUCCUCGCUGCUCACCGUCACAGACAAAGUUAAUAAAAUGUCGCCACGCCCCUCGUUGGUGCCGACGGAGGCGGAUACCAGCGGCAGUUACGGCUCGCCCAGCUAUCAAAGCCAGCAGCAAAUGCAGCAGGAGUCCGGCGGCAGUCUGAAUAACAACAACAAUAACAGCAGCAGCUCGGCGACCACGGGCGGAGGCGGAGGGGGCGGGGCGGCGGCCAAACAGGAGCCAGGACGAAGGGCGGGCGCCUGCAGGGUGUGCCUCAAGUCCUUCAAGCCGGACGACUACCACAAGACGUGCUUCGAGUGCCAGCAGCGGGUGUGCGAGGACUGCGCCAGCUACAGCAAACUGGACGAGCACGAGGAUGCGACCAUGUGGCGCUGCAGCGUGUGCCGCCGGAAAAUGGCCUCGCGUGUGUGCAUUCCGCAGGACUCGACGGACUCCAUGCUGGACGUCCCGGUGCUGGAGGCACUGCAGCGGCGCCACUCGGACGCCAAGUUGGGCAGCAGCACGCAGACGCUGGCGCCCAGCAACGGAGCAGCCCUCGCCCCGCCGAGAAGUCCCGAGUUGCGGCGCCACUCCGACGUAUCGCCAGCCUCGCUCAAGGAGUUGGAACGGCAACUGAAAGGCGGCCGCAGCAUGGCGCCCAGUCGCUCCAACAGUCCGCCGAGGGGCGAUGGCGCGGAUGGACAGCCCCUCGGGGCGCCCCUGUCCCGCAUGCAGUCGCGGAGGGGGUCGCGGGUGGCCCGGCAGCACAGCUACGACGACGACAUGAAGACCGGCCCCGUGGGCGGCAGCAUGGGCGGCGGGGGACCGGCGCUGGGACUGGGGGCAGAUGGAGCGGGCCUGGGCAUUCCGGCCAUGCCGCGCAGGAAAUCCGCCUACGAUGUGUUCGCCCCCGGGUUGACGCAGGGUGGCGCCACACCUGCGCUGCAGCGGUCUCCGGGCGAAGGCGGCAUCAUGCCCCCCAUCCAGCUGCCCGGGUCGCGGAGACCCUCGUUCCGGGUGCCACAUCCCUCGGAGGACAUCCAGAACGACGACUCCCCAGGAUCGCCGGACAAGGGCAGUCCCGUGCUGACCGUCGACGACGACCGGAGGAUGCGGCGACGCGGCUCGCAGCUACCCGACAUAGCGAUGCUGCAAAAUCGCGGAGCUCUGCCGGCGGUACCGCCCUCCGCGAUUCCGCCGCCCAUGGCCUCGUUCACGGGCCCCAAUCUCGAGGAUUUGGAGGCGCCACGGCGGCAGACAUCAAUGGACGGCGAGGCCAUAAGGAUCGUAAUACACGACGUGGAUUCGGGUCCGAUUUGUGCAUCUAAGCGGCGCAUCAUUCUGCGCCGGGAUCCCACGGACAAGGCGCACCGCACACGUGGUUUUGGGAUGCGCGUCGUCGGCGGAAAAACCGGAGCCGAUGGCCGUCUGUUCGCCUACAUUGUGUGGACCGUUCCAGGAGGAGCCGCCGAGAAGAAUGGCCUGCAGCAGGGCGACAAGAUACUCGAGUGGAACGGAAUGUCCCUGAUUGACCGGAGUUUCGAGGAGGUGUGCUCCAUCAUGGACCGAACCGGGGACAUUGUAGAGCUUCUGGUGGAGCAUGCCACGGAUUUCCGGAUGUGCGAUCUGUUCGACGAGAACCUGCCACCAGGCAAUGCCGGUGGUCAGAGUGGACCUCGGCGGUCCGGAGACGGACCCGUCGGCCUCGGCCUCAUAGCAGAGCCCGAAACCACCACAGACAAAUCACCAGCAUCGCCAACUAGACGGAAAUUACCAAAAACUCCGGAGCAAAUUGCCCGCGAGAAGAUGGUCACCGGAAGGGUCCAGAUCCAGGUCUGGUACCAUGCGGAGCGCAACGAGCUGGUGGUCUCCUUGAUGGCCGGCGAUGACCUGGCUCUCCGGGAUGAGGCCUACGGACAUGGCAAUCUUCCCGAGGCGUACGCCAAGGUCCGCAUCCUGCCCAAGUGCGGAGAUGGCAGCGUGCAGCAGACGGAGGUCAGCCGACCCACUCAGAAUCCCAUUUGGAACGCCACCCUGACCUUCGGUCAUGUGAAGGCCGACACCUUGAUGGAUCGCUACAUAGACAUACAGCUGUGGGACUUGGUGCCCCACACGGAGUCCAUUUUCCUGGGCGAGUGCUCAAUUGAGUUGCAGCAGGCCUUUCUCGACGACCAGGCCAUCUGGUGUCGGUUGGAUGAUAUGAAGGGUUUGCGUGGCAUUAGCAUCAGCAAGUCGCCAAGUGUUUCGCCGAGGGGCUCCAUUGCAGCCGGAGCAGGAGCACCCAGUGGCGAUGUGACCCGACUCCUUCGUCGCGACUACAACAUGCAGCGCUCCAACUCCGAUGAUGUAGACUCCAUCGGAGAUGGAACCUCGCUGCUGCAUCCCGAUCACGCCUGGAUAGCCGGCUCGCGACGCGGUUCCUCACAGUCGGAGACAAUGGAGGUGGAGGUCUACCAGCUGGGCAAGGACUUCUCGCGCUCAUUGCCGGGCUCGCGUCGAUCGAGCUUCCAGGAUGCCGAGAAGAAUCGGCUGGAGGAGGACGCCAUGGCCACGCCGCCCACCUCUUAUCUGGUGGGCCGGCGCCGUUCGUCCGUGGCUCGACGCGAUCCGGAUGAGAUCUUGAAAUCCUUGAAGGCUGUCCGCGGCGAGCUGGGGCGCACCAUGAGUCUGGGCACCGAGCAGCACAAACGCAUGGGAUCGAGACGUGCCAGUCGCGUUGGAUUGCCGAGCGGACCCAAUAGCCGCAAGAGUUCCGUCUUGGAUUUGUCGCAGCAGCAGCAGCAGCAGUUGCAGCAGCUCCAGCAGUUGCAGUUGCAGCAGCAGCAGUACCUGCAGCAGCAUCUGCCCCUGGGCGUGGCCAAUGCCGACACCAGUCCGCCGUCCGAGGACGAGGACAGGCGGUACAGGCCGCGCUGGAAGGGAUCAGGAAGCCAGCUGCCGCCGCAGAGUCCCAAGCAGGUGCUUUCCCGGCUCAAACAGGCCGCCUCCGUGUCGAAUGUGGCCCAGGAUUCCAGUCGGCAGGGGCAACUGCUGGCCACCAGCCAGAUGCAGCAGCGCAAGAGCAGCAUGUUCCAGUUGGGUGACAGCCAGGCUCCCACUCCGACCACCACCACCACGUUGCAGCGGAAGGGCAGCAUGUAUGUGGCCAAGGUCACCGAAACCCCGCCCCUGGGCACGCCCACCCGCAAGGGCAGUGUUUAUCAGAGGAGCGGCGUGGGCUUGGGUGUGGAUAGCCCUGGACCAGAUAGUCCGCAGAGGAAGCAGAGCGUGGUCAAGACCCUCAGUGGGAGCUAUGUCAACAUGCCCGCUCUCACGGGCGGAGAGUCCAGCUAUGGACUUAAGCUGGGUCCAUCGCAGAUCCACCCCAAGGGCUACCGCCUGACCACCGCGAGGUACGGGGAACUUAAGAUGGGAUUCGUCAAGAUCAAAGGGAACGUGGAGGUGGAGCUAAUCUGCGCCCGUAAUAUUGUCAACGAGGACUGCGAGACUCCGCCGGAUACGUACGUGAAGUGCUACAUCAAGGACGGGGACCGGCUGCGGCACAAGAAGAAAACGCGGGUGGUGCGCCACGCGGCGGAGCCCCUCUACCGGCAGACCAUUAAGUACCAGAGCUCGGACGUCUUUGGUCGGAACAUCGUCAUCAUGGUGUGGCAGCGGUGCGUGGGCUUCGAGCACAACCAGGGAUUGGGUGGCACGGAGGUGAACCUGGACAAGGUGAGCAUCGGGCAGCCCAUCAACGGAUGGUAUCCACUAUUCCCGAUGCACAGCUACGGCGGCUCCGACUCGGACAACUCUCCCUGACCGAACAACCCAGCAGUCAUCCCAAUCCACAGGCAGUGCCGGAAUCCCAAGGAGUCGGAGAUUACGUCACUGCAAGCUCAAUUUGUUAGCGCCUAAGAUAUGGACACCGUAUAUAUAUUGAUAUAUUGUUACCCCGACAUAUCCCCCAUUAAGGCAUUACGUCCCCUGUAUGUAUUAGUUAUAGUCAAAUGAGCUUAGCACGGGCUGGCAGGUGGAAUCGGUCGGGUUAUGUUACACUAAAUACCAUAUACCAUAUAUAAUACAUUCGUGGUGAGAGAGCUUUGUAAGUAAGGUACACAGGUAAGGCAGCACUAAAUCGGGGAAAACCAAUAUCAGACAGCACAAUAAUGAGGAAUCAGAGUACCAGAAGCAUAUAUACACACGCUUAUAUAUUUUUGCUUGUUGUGUUUGUGAAAGUUUAAUGUAGUUCGCAUUUGAAAGUGAGGAAUGGAGAUUGGAGAAUGGAAGCGAAACGGGCACCAAAACAAUAAUGUUGAAAUUUCGAGGCAACGAAGAGAGAGGGAUUUAAAGCUUGCUAGCUAACCAAGACAUAUAUCCGAAUAAGUGUUAAUUAAAUGUUGCGCCAAUAAAACCAAAUAGGCUAGCCCCAACUAUCUGAACAGCUGAAAACCCCGCCAAGGUUUCAACUGCUCCACAAACACGAAAUCCGAACUUCUAAAAAAAAGGAUCUAUAAAUCUGAGGCUCUAACAAUCUGAUUAUCUACAAAUUGAAUAACCCAAAAUUUGAAAAUCUAAAAACUGAACGAAAGAUAUCUAGUUUAAAUCGACAAUCUUUGUGGGUGUGUGCUUGUGUGGAUGUGAGAAUUGAGUGCGAUUAAAGCGUGAUUAAGACGAAUUUACUGUAGUCAUUUUAUGGUAGGGCAUUGAUUGCAACACAGCAGAUUAAAGACACCCCCUCUUCCUAUUUUUCCCCACAUUUCCACCCGUUUUUCAAACUCUCCAGACGCUUUUAGCAGCCACACAAAAACAGGACAAUCUCGUGUAAUGAAAAAAAGUGAAAAAUUUACAUUUUCGGAACUUGUGUAUAAAUCUAAUAUCUAAUAUCUUAUAUCAACGUUCAGCCUAACGACUUGGAGUUUCAAACUAAAGUUACAAACACAUAGAUUUAUUUAUACAACGCUUACACUUGAGUCGUAUUGCCUAGAGUACUUAAGCUGCAGCAAAGAUUGUGGAACUUUUACUGUCCUAAACACUUUUAACGCCAGUUACGGUACCUAAAAAUGUCCUUAAGCUGAGAACCAUUUCUUGUGUGAAAGCUUAACGACUCUUUAACCGUUACGGCAACUAUAUAGUCUCUAUAUCUGUAUCUGUAUCUGUUUCAAGGGCAGCUGCGGGCUUUUCUUAUUGUUAGAUGUUGCUUUAAAAAAAACCCUAAGAAAAAUACUUAGUACCAGAUAAUCCAUUGUUGUAUCUUGUAAGUACUUGGUAGUUGUCAAGGUAGUCAGGGUAAAAGUGGAACACACAAAGAUAUUCCUGUUUCUUCGGUUGGCUAAUUACUCUUCACAAUCUGGCUGUUGUUUUAUAUACGUAGUUGGGUAACGAAAACUAAAAUGGUUGUGCUAUCUCAAAAUUAAAACUACUUACUAAUGUUCAGCGCGUUGAACUGCUGCUAUCAACUACUCUUAGGUAUUUUUGGUCUUUUCUACUAAACUCUUAACUCUAAUCCUACGACUACUAUUACUUAUUGUACUUGGCCGAAUGUUGGUAUCGAGUACUUUGAAUACUGUAAAAAUGACACCAUAUCAGCGUGUAGCGUUGGGCAGGAACAGGAAUCUGGGGAGGAUUGCGCUUUAAAAGUGCAGAGUGGGCUAUAGCAAGGCUUAUAAGAACACAAAUCUACUACUUGUUAAAAUAAUAAUUAGCCAUUACCUGCGUACACUAUGUAAAACAAUAUACACAGAUGUGAACUAUAUGAAUAUGAACGUACAUAUUAUAAAUAUAUAUUAUUAUAUUUAAAAUAACUGUAGAAAAA